CUAAUUCAUAUUGGUUUUUCUUUUGUUUUUUGUUUAAUCUAACAGUCGGUUUAAUAUACAAAUAUUUUCCAGCUGUUUAUACAUUGAUUUAAUUGUUGAAGAUCGAGUUCAAAACACUUGGCUGCGAUGAGUUAAUCUUUAUAAAUAUAUAAGAGUACUGCGGAAAGAGUUUCAGUCACCUGUAUUCCUCUUUUCCAACAUGAACGUUAAGCUCUCGAUAUUAUUCGUUUUAUUGUGUGGAUUUUUUCACCUGAAUGAAGCCCAAACCACGGACUGUUCGAAUACGUGUAUGUUACGUGCAAGAUGCAGUCCCUACUAUAAGGAUCUGGUCUGGGCAAUAGUAGAUCGGGUUUGUCGAGUUUUCCAGAACGGCUGUAUCUUUGGGAAUGAAAACUGCAUGAGGGUCAAUCAAUGCUUGCCACCCAUGGUAGCCACUUCAAAGGAGGAGUGCAUGCAGGAACCAUACUGCCCAAGGUGGUGUUCUCGGGGCGGACCUCCAGUCUGUGCUUGGUUUCCCUAUACCCACAGCAAUGGAACUACUGGUGGGCGGGACAUGGCAUUCGGAAGUCGCUGCGGACUGGAUAUGUACGCCUGUCGUAAUGCUCAAGCCUAUGUGAACGAACCGCGCAUUGGACGCUGCGACUAAAAAGAAUAUUUAAAUGGCUGACAAUAUUGACAAUAAAAAAUGCGUCUUUAAAGUGGAUCUUAAUUACACUCCAAAAACUCACAACAUUUUUAAAAUCCCGCAGGCCUUAUUAUUGCAUUGUUUUUCUUUAACAAAUAUUAAAUUGACACAAUAAUUUUAAUUACAUAAAGAGGAACCUUUUGUAUCACCUGUGUUCACAAAAACUUAAUUGC
This is a messenger RNA of Drosophila takahashii, 858 nucleotides long. Its product is annotated as salivary glue protein Sgs-5. The record is from RefSeq and is a predicted model, not a curated record. Lineage: Eukaryota; Metazoa; Arthropoda; Insecta; Diptera; Drosophilidae.